Heterostelium album PN500 is the source of this 1623-nucleotide messenger RNA. RefSeq lists its product as uncharacterized. Bases 1 to 1623 code for a protein of 540 amino acids. The record is from RefSeq and is a predicted model, not a curated record. NCBI's taxonomy places the organism in Eukaryota, Evosea, Eumycetozoa, Acytosteliales, Acytosteliaceae. The transcript is spliced from 3 exons.
AUGGGUGAGUGUGUUGUUAGUGAUAAGGAUGAAGUAUUUAAAUUAAUGGACAAUAAAGUUUUAAUAAGUAAAAACAACAACAACAACAAUAAUAAUAAUAAUAUUAAUAAUAAUGAUAGACAUAUAUUUGUAAAUUUACAACUUCAUUUAAUACAAAGAAUAAUCUUGGCUAUUGAUGAUGAUAUUGAUAGAAUUUGUUUUAGUUUUAGUUGCAAAAGAUGGUUUAUCAAUAGAAAUAAAUACCUUUUACUAAAUUGUGAUUUGUUUAUUUUGAAAUCAAGUUCUCAUGUUUUGAAUGAGAAGAGAUUCUAUUCUUUAAAUUCAUUCAAAGAUAUAAUUUCUAAAUCAUUUGACCACAAAGAAAUUGGUGUAGAUUAUAACCCGAAAAACAAAGGUCCAUUUUCCACACCAUACGGACAAAUGAUAACAUUAGCCAACUAUAGAAAUUUAGUAUUUGCAAAGGACUAUGAGUCCAUUAGGUUCCUUUGUCAUUGUUAUUUGGAAAUCCAGAGUGAUAUCGAUGUUAAGAGCUAUAGAUUACCUUCGAAUGUAAAGGAAGUAAUUUCUAUUCAUGCCUUGAGAGAGUCGUUUCUGCCAUUGGGAUUGGAGAGGCUGGAGAUCAAUGUACAGAUAAGAAAUAUAGAUGUCGCACUGUUACCGAGAUCAUUGAAAGUACUAAAGAUCAAAGGAAUGCGAUACGAUUCUUGGACUAUCGAUUUCAGAUGGCUGCCACCCAACCUUGAAGAACUAAAGUGUGUCGCAAGAAAAAGAUAUGACUCUGACAACUUCACCCAACUGCCUUCGACACUGAAGAUCCUAACUAUCUCAAAGAGUUGGUUAGAGAAUAUCAGUCAACUACAAUCGAUCCAUACUCUUAGGAUUGUCGUGCAGAGCAAUGAUACACGUCCAUUCGAACCAGGUAUCAUUCCGGAUUGUGUCAGAAAUCUGACUAUUAAAAGUUGUAUCUACCGUAAGAACAUUGCCAUAGAGAUACUACCACCAAACCUAAAGUAUUUGAAACUGGUCAAAUAUUUCAAUUUCAAAAAACAUAUAUUCUCAUCUCUGGCCAGUUUGGAAACAUUGGAUCUAUCGACGGUGAAUUUGGAAAAGAAACUUAAAUUGGGAAAACUUCCUACCAAACUUGUCAAUCUUUUCAUGCCAUCAUGGUAUCCGCAUCAAAUUAAGAAUCUAAAUAUUAAAGGAUUGAAAUCUUUAGAGAGAUUAGACUUGGGAGGAUCGUUUGGUAAGGUCAAAGGGUUACCCAAAUCAAUCAAAACACUCUGCUUUAAUAACGAUAAUAGAUUGCUGAUCUCUCGCAAUUCAAUACCGAAAUCAGUGGAGACCAUUCAAUUCAAACAGAGUGAUUUAUCAAUGGUUAUGAACAAAUCGUUUUGGCCAAAUGUCAAGUCAAUAUGGACCAAUUGUGAUUUUAACUUUCCUAAAUCAAAGACCAAUGAAAUUCCACAAACUAUAACAUCGAUUACAUUUGGACGUAGAAAAGGUCGAAUCGACUAUCAAGCAAGACGUCUUUCCGAUCAAUAUUUUCUAGUGUUGGGAUGCAACAGAGCAACCAUUGUUCAUUUCAAAUUUUUAUCAACUUGGUUAAAGUUAUUAAUUUAUUAA